AUGGACGAUAAAGAUCCGGCUUUAAAUUUUUUAACUGAAUUCACCUGCGUGUACCCAUUUUCACAAAAGAUGUGCAAUGGUUUCUCAAAAUUAUUCCGUUUCAUUUUCGACAACCAUUUGGACUCUGUGACCACAUUAGACGUAUGGCUGCUGUCUUCCUUUGUUCUCAUAUUCCUGGCAUUUUUGGUCGUAUCUAUGUUUACUAUAUUUGAAAAAGAUCAAAAGUCUUUGCAGCAAAUUAAAGAAAAAGUGAGGCAUUCAACUGCAGUCAUUGCGCAGCUGGCGGCAACUUUGUGGGCUAUACGAGAAACAAAAACCAAAAGCAUAACUCCGGAAGGGUACAGAAGAAUAAGAGCAAAUAAGGAUGCCAUUAUAACACUGAAAAAUCCGCCACCACUAAUAGAGCUCGACAUGCCUAAGGACCCCGAAGAAAAACCGAAAGAGGCGAAGAAGAAGUCUGUCAGAGGAUUUAAGCCAUUUAAAAGGGAUUUAUCGCAGCAGCAAAUCAAGAGUCCGCCUUAUCCGAUUCUUAAGCGGGCAAAACUUGCUCAACAAAAAAAAACAAGUAGUUUUUCCAGUGUGCUAAAUAAAAGAUCAAACAACUUGCGAGCUGUAGCCAGCGCCAUUUCCCUCAACAAAAAACAAUCAGAUAGUGUAACUCUAAGAUCUAUCUGCGAAGGAGUCGAGACUCGAAUCCUUGGUCCAUCGAAAGUAGUUAAGAAAGCACAAUUUGGAAUCACCGUAAAAUAA
Rhagoletis zephyria (snowberry fruit fly) is the source of this 750-nucleotide messenger RNA. RefSeq lists its product as uncharacterized. The record is from RefSeq and is a predicted model, not a curated record. Lineage: Eukaryota; Metazoa; Arthropoda; Insecta; Diptera; Tephritidae.